Messenger RNA from Amphimedon queenslandica, 406 nucleotides. Its product is annotated as tankyrase-2-like. Gene Ontology annotation, molecular function: protein binding. The transcript is spliced from 2 exons. NCBI's taxonomy places the organism in Eukaryota, Metazoa, Porifera, Demospongiae, Haplosclerida, Niphatidae. The annotation marks the transcript as partial. The record is from RefSeq and is a predicted model, not a curated record.
AUGGCUGGUAUAUUUAAAGAUGACGCCAAGCUACACAAGCUUUGUCAUGAUGGAAAAAUAGAAAGGAUAAAGGAUUUUGUUGCCACUGUAGAACCUGAAAUUCUUCUCGAUCGACUCAACAAUCGAAGAGGUGUUUUUGGCUACACCCCUCUUCAUGAAGCUGUCUCCGGCAACAGAUCCAAAGUCAUUCCGUAUCUUGUUGAACUAGGUGCUAAUGUUAAUGCCAGGGCUAAUUCUGGCUACACCCCACUUCACCUUGCAGCCAGAGCUGGUCACAUUAAGUGUGUCAAAGUAUUGCUAGAUAGCGCUGCUGAUAUCAGUCUUACUGAUGACUAUGGUAAAACUCCAAAACAGACAGCCGGCCUGAGUUCAAAGUCAAAUAUAGUCCGACUUUUAAGGAGUGAAG